Salvia splendens (bonfire salvia) is the source of this 1025-nucleotide messenger RNA. Its product is annotated as protein LSD1. NCBI's taxonomy places the organism in Eukaryota, Viridiplantae, Streptophyta, Magnoliopsida, Lamiales, Lamiaceae. The coding region runs from base 251 to 784 and encodes 177 amino acids. The record is from RefSeq and is a predicted model, not a curated record. The transcript has 7 exons.
UUAGUGUCCCAAGUCUUCUCCGUUGAGAGACAUUCUCUAGAAAAGUCACCUUCAAAAUCUCUCUUUCCUCAAAACGGAGAAGAUAACAACAAAAUCCAACCCAAUUGCAAUCGUGCUAGGUCUGAUUUCUUUUUUCAUCUUCUCUUUUUCCGCACUGUUUUUUUGUAUCAGUAUUUUGCUCGUCAGAUUUGCAGUUUCAGGAAUUACAGAGUUUCUCGCACUGUAAUCCGUCGGUUUUGCAGGUCUGGAUAUGCAGAGCCAAGUUGUUUGCAGUGGGUGUAGAACUGUCCUUCUUUACCCAAGCGGAGCUACAAAUGUUUGCUGUGCAAUUUGCAAUAUGGUCACUUCCGUGCCACCACCGGGGAUGGAAAUGGCUCAAUUAAUAUGUGGAGGUUGUCGCACCUUGCUUAUGCAUGCUCGUGGAGCAACAAGUGUCAGGUGCUCCUGCUGUCACACUGUAAAUCUUGUGCCAGCUGCCACGCCUCCUAACAAUGUUGCUCAUGUUAACUGUGGAAAUUGCCAUACUAUGCUGAUGUAUCCUGCUGGAGCGCCAUCUGUAAAAUGUGCUAUUUGUCACUUCAUCACGAAUGUUAAUAUGGCCGAUACUAGAGUUCCCAUUCCUGUAAAUAGACCUGUAGGGAACUCCAAUUCUGCACCAACACAAUCUACAUCUACAGUAACAACAGCUCAUUCUCACAAUCAAACGGUAGUGGUGCAGAAUCCCAUGACUGUCGAUGAAAGUGGCAAGUUGGUGAGCAAUGUGGUCGUUGGCGUGACGACAUAAGAUGUGUGUCGAUGUAAAGGUACGUCGGAAGAGCAUAUAGAGAGAGAACCUGUGCAUAUUGUGGCUAUGAUUAGUAUGGAGCUAAUAAAAUUUGGUGUAAAGUUCAAGAGAAUAACUGGCUAUUUUGCACUCUAUAAUAGCGUGCCUCAUUUUGCUACCCAGGAAUUGUAUGUUGAACACUGAUAAUAUAUACACUUUUAUUCGUAAGUAGAAUGAUAAUGCUUGGAUUGCUUAUGGUUCA